This is a messenger RNA of Alnus glutinosa, 1560 nucleotides long. RefSeq lists its product as uncharacterized. The coding region runs from base 252 to 1220 and encodes 322 amino acids. The record is from RefSeq and is a predicted model, not a curated record. Lineage: Eukaryota; Viridiplantae; Streptophyta; Magnoliopsida; Fagales; Betulaceae. The transcript has 7 exons.
CCAAAAUGCCCACUUCGCCCAGAAGAAAGAACAGAAAAAAACGUAUAUUUAUUUGUUAGCACAUAAGCGCACGGCUACCAUGCUGUUCCUCUGUCUCUGAGUCUCUGUGAUGGUUCAGUGCCAAUUUGCUUUGAAAUUUUGUAGACGCCGUUUCAGAGCAAGAAGGAGGGAUAUUUCGGAGACCAAAAGUUGUAGAGGGUGGCUUUAGCUUUAGAAGUAAAAAGGUCACAAAGAGAGAAGCUUUUUAAAGAAUGGAGACUAGCAGCAGUACCAGCAGUAGUAUUACUGGUAGUAACGUUAGCAUUGUGACGGAUCAGAGAAAAGCAAAUCGGUUUCAGGGAAUCCGAAUAGAGAAUCCGUUUGCUUUGAAAGUGGGUCAAGUAUUCACUGGCUUUGGCAUCGGCUGUGGUAUUGGUAUCGGCGUUGGCCGCCCAAUAAAUCUAGGUGCAGUACCAAUGCUAAAUCAAGUCACGAGUGCCACCAGAGGAGCAACUGAUGCUUUUUCUGGUGUUAGCAGGCAUGUCAAUGACUCUUUGAGGAAGUUGGGAGCUAAGAGUAUUGAAGCAGGCGUAGGAUGUGGUGUUGGCUUUGGCCAUGGUUUCGGAGUUGGCCUUGCUAUAAAACCUGGAGUGUUGCAUCAAAUUCAAUCUUGUCUUGUACAAACAAUGACAAAGAUGAUGCUGAAGUUUGGAAUUGGUCCCACUUUACCCAUUGGACAAGGUGCCCUUCCGGUGUCUCUUCAAAGUGGUAUGAGCAUGAUGAAUCAAUCCUUAAACCAAAACCCAAUGGAAAGUAUCAUGCAGUUGGGAACCAAAUUGCCUGAAGACACAUCUCAAGGCCUGCCUGGAUAUGGAAAUAUUGGUUCAGGUUCAACUUAUGAGAAUUUUGCAUCAAAAGGCACUCCAAUUGACUCACCUUUUGGCAGUCGAACAGAAAAAGUUAUUAGCAGUUUUCUGCAGAAUCCAGUUUUGAAAGGCUCUGACACAGAACUGAAUGACUUGGCUGGACGAUUGCGGUCAGAAAACAGCAUGCUUCAAAUGGUACUGAAACACCAGCAAGUCAUUGAGGAGCUUAUGGAGGAAAAUGAAAAGGUUCGCCAAGUACUAGUGGAAGCUUUGAAAAUACCUCCCAGCAAGCUUCAAGCAACUUAUUCAAGUAGAAACAAGUCUUCGUGUUCCGAUUGUUUUGAGUGCCGAAGAAAACAAAGGAAAAGUAGAUGAAAGGGGAAAAUAUAAUUAAGUCCCCUGAACUUCCCCGUUUUUAACAUGAUAAUUAGCAUAGACACCAUGUAAGUGCUUCACCACAUAGGAGUUCAACUUGACACUCUUUUGCCUGGGGGUGUAGACUUUGAUUUGGCUUUGCUGCCCAACUGCGCAGAAUCAUUCUAGGGGAACACAAAAGUAGAAAUCUAGAUUACUUCACGAACAAAAAUGUAUUUACCAGAUUCAAGCAUUAUAUACAGAACAGUUGAGGAACUACUGAGCACAGAGGCUUUUUUUCCUUCUCCUUUUCUGCUCAGAUCAUGAGGUAAUUAAAGCUCUUGUUUUGAGUUUCGGUUUA